CAAUACACCAACCAUGGAGGAUGCAGGGAAACCACCGUCGUUCUUCAAGUUUUUCUUGGCCGAGCACAGUUCCGAACGAAUGAAAAUCCCACCAGCCGUUGUAGAUUACAUCAAAGACCAGAGGCCUCGAGCGAUUUCGCUAACCGGCCCGGGCGGCGAUUCCUGGAUGGUCGACCUGAUCAAAGAAGAGGGCACGCUUUAUUUCGGUGGAGGGUGGCCCAAGUUCGUGAAAGAUCAUUCCGUACAAACUGGGGACUUCCUGAUCUUCCAGUACGACGGAGAAGCCGGUUUCAAGGUGCAAGUGUUUGACCCGACUAUGAGCCCGAGGGAAGCUUCUUUUCAUGCUCAGAAUUCUCAUCGAGUCAGUAGCAAGGCAAUUAGAUCUAAUGGGGCCAGUCUGAUCAAACCUGGUAAAAAAAAGCCCGCAGCUUAUAUUAGCGAAUGUUAUAAGAGAGACAUAGAUGGAGCAUGUGGAUCUUCUGGUACAGAUCGCGUUUCUUUUCAGAUAACUUUAAAAGCACACCACAUUAAGCAAGCCCUCUUCCCUAUUCCUAAAUGGUUUUGCAACCACCAUAUUGGGGAGCGGGAAGAUCGUGUGAACAUCAUGCUGUGCGAUGGAGGAGGGAAGAAGUGGCCGGUGUCGAUGAUCCGUAGGAAGGACAUAAUCAACCGCGGCUACUGGUGUUUGAGCAAAGGCUUGCGCACUUUUGUCCGCGACAAUCGGGUCGAGGAAGGCGACACUUGCACUUUCGAGCUCAUUGAGUCGUUCUUGUUCUGUAACAAGUUUCUUGAUUUCCAGGUCAGAAAUGGAGGGGACAUGCAAGGAAUGCAGAAGCUGGGAAGAGGAGAUCUACUGGACCCAUUUCCAUUCCAUCCAUUUCUGCCAGCCAUACCCAAAAAAUUUGCUGAGAAUCUGAGAAGCAAGUUACCUGAGAAUGUGGUCUUAAAGGGUCCUAGUGGCGCGACAUGGACAGUUGGCACCGUGGCUGAUGAUGAAAAUUUGCUUUUCAAACAUGGUUGGCAAGAUUUCGUGAAAGAUCAUGCUCUGGAGAAGAAUGAUAUUUUAGUAUUCAGGUACAAUGGAGAGUCCUCUUUCAAUGUCUUAGUGUUCAACCAGCAUAGUUUGUGCGAGAAGGAGGCUGCGUAUUUCCAUAAAAGAUGCAGCCACAAACCGAUGGACAAAGAAUGCGGUACAAAGCGAAAACUCGGGGAUUCUGCAGUGGAGGCUGUGCAUACCCCUGCGUCUUAUGAUGUCAAACGAACUCUUACUGAGGAUCCUUGGAAGGAUGGGACUGUGACAGUAGCUGAUUGCAAUAUCUUAUCUCAAGCUAAAGCUUCUGAAAACUUGGUCGAGGUGGGUGCUUCGGGGAAGCCACAUAAUAAGAAGAAGGCUACUCCAAAAAAGAAAGUGUCUGUCGCUUUUGAUUGUCUGGAGGAAAAACCGGAUUCUACACCAAAGGCCCUGUUUAUCGGUUCACGGGGCUCUCCAGUUUACACAUCCAACAGAAGACCUGUCACAGAAGAGGAGGAAUCCUCCGCUUUCAAGCUUGCGCGGGCUGCAGCAUCAAGCGAUAGCUUCCUGGUAGUUAUGCGACCCACGCACGUCUAUAAGAGAUUUUAUUUGUCAAUUCCUACUGAUUGGGCAACAACGCAUAUGGAUCGCCGCAACCAGGAUUUGAUUCUUCGUGUUGGCGAGGGCACAUGGCGUGCCCGGUACAGGCUCACGGGGCGUGGGAGUGGGGGUCUGUCUUCUGGAUGGAAGAACUUUGCUUUGGAGAACAACUUGGAGCAAUCUGAUGUGUGCCUGUUCGAGCUCGCAAACAGCAUCGCUAAGAACAUCGUCCUGGAUGUCACCAUCUUCCGCGUGGUCGAGGACGUGGUCCCUCUGACCCUGGUGACUUCUUUCCCUGUCUAG
Rhodamnia argentea is the source of this 1915-nucleotide messenger RNA. Its product is annotated as putative B3 domain-containing protein Os03g0621600. Bases 14 to 1915 code for a protein of 633 amino acids. The record is from RefSeq and is a predicted model, not a curated record. Gene Ontology annotation, molecular function: DNA binding. The transcript has 8 exons. NCBI's taxonomy places the organism in Eukaryota, Viridiplantae, Streptophyta, Magnoliopsida, Myrtales, Myrtaceae.